AUCUGAGCCUCGGAGUUAAUGCGAGGUCGUCCCACAACCAGCACAGCAAGCUGGUCGCUUUACUGAUACCUGCUUAAUAGGGCCACUGACGAACAUCUUGCCAAUCUCAAAAAUUCCCAAACUUCUCAAUUGACUCGCCAAAAUGCACAUUCUCAUCACAGGGGCUGCGGGGUUCAUCGGCCAGCUUCUGGCGAAAGAGCUCCUAAACGACUCGUCAUACAUCGUCACCCUCGCCGAUAUCAAUGAACCUCCCAUUCCAAAAGGCGUCGCAUACCCUCAGAAUGCACGACCCGUGACAGCGGAUCUGCUGAAAGGCGCGGAUGCAGUCGUAGACAAGUCUCUCGACGCCGUCUACGCAUUCCACGGCAUCAUGUCGUCUGGGUCAGAAGCCAACUUUGAUCUAGGUAUGAGCGUCAACGUGGAUGCCACACGGAACUUGCUCGAGGCUCUCCGCAGAACCUGUCCCGGCGUGCGGGUGGUCUAUUCAUCAAGCCAGGCUGUCUACGGCCAGCCACUACCCGAAGUGGUAAACGAUAGCGUCAUCCCUACCCCACAGUCGUCCUACGGGGCCGAGAAAAUCAUCUGCGAGACACUCAUCAAUGAAUACACCAGGCGUGGCUUCGUCACCGGUUUUGUCCUUCGAUUCCCUACCAUUUCUGUCCGUCCAGGACGUCCGACGGCUGCUGCUUCGUCUUUUCUCUCUGGAAUGAUCCGCGAGCCGCUGGAUGGCAAGGAGUGUAUCAUUCCGCUGGAGGACCGGUCAUUCAAAUCAUGGUUAUGCUCGCCUAAGACACUUGUUCACAAUCUUAUUCAUACGCUGUCGUUGCCGGCAGAUGCAUUGCCUCCUCAUAUCCGGCAGAUUAACGUGCCUGGCAUCUGUGUCACAAUCCAGGACAUGAUGGAUGCUUUAGAAAAGGUGGCAGGGAAUGACAAGCUUGCGUUUUUGAAAGAGGAGGAGGACCCAACCCUCAGGCCAAUCCUGGAUUCAUGGCCCACACGCUUCGAUAACUCCCAGGCUAUUUCGCUCGGAUUUAAACGUGACUCUUCGUUUGAGCAAGCAGUUCGGGAUUACCAGUUGGAUAUGAUGCAGCAAUAAGCACCUCAGUCGGACUCUGCUGGCUUAUAUCCAGGAUCCCUUGACUCGGAGAAUAGAACGUUUCGAUAGACCUUGCGCACUUCAAGGCUCGUAGAAGAUUUCCGUAACUUCAUUGACAUCAUAUCAUAUUGCUAUUACCAUAGAUUCAAA
This is a messenger RNA of Aspergillus sclerotioniger CBS 115572, 1246 nucleotides long. Its product is annotated as SDR family oxidoreductase. The transcript has a single exon. The record is from RefSeq and is a predicted model, not a curated record. Lineage: Eukaryota; Fungi; Ascomycota; Eurotiomycetes; Eurotiales; Aspergillaceae. The coding region runs from base 143 to 1096 and encodes 317 amino acids.